AUGGUUCACCGGGCGAUCCUGGGCUCAAUGGAGCGGUUCCUGGGCGUGCUGAUCGAGCACUACGGCGGCGCGUUCCCCGUCUGGCUGGCGCCGGUGCAGGCGGUGGUCAUCCCCAUCGCCGACCGGCACACGGAGUACGCAGACAGCGUCCUGUCAACGCUGGCCGGCGGGGGCUUCCGGUCGGAAGUCGACAGCCGCAAUGAGCGGAUGAACCAGAAGAUCCGCACCGCCCAGAUGCAGAAGGUGCCCUACAUGCUGGUGGUUGGAGACCGCGAGGCAGAGGCCGGCGCCGUUGCCGUCCGCAGCCGCGAAGGCGGCGACCUCGGCGCGAUGCCACUGGCGGAGUUCAUGGAGAUGCUGGCCGGGGAACGAGGGUGA
Messenger RNA from Geodia barretti, 378 nucleotides. Lineage: Eukaryota; Metazoa; Porifera; Demospongiae; Tetractinellida; Geodiidae. The record is from the annotation of a GenBank genome assembly.